Molecule: messenger RNA, 1871 nt
Organism: Andrographis paniculata
Lineage: Eukaryota; Viridiplantae; Streptophyta; Magnoliopsida; Lamiales; Acanthaceae
Product: cytochrome P450 81Q32-like
Exons: 3
Coding region: 215-1741 (508 amino acids)
Molecular function (GO): iron ion binding; oxidoreductase activity, acting on paired donors, with incorporation or reduction of molecular oxygen; monooxygenase activity
Source: RefSeq, a predicted model, not a curated record
CUUCCUCCUUCUAUAAAAGGCAAUUCCCCAACUCAAACCACCAUUUUUAUGCCUCCUACUGUUUCAGACAAUGCCUGAUUUUCUCCCAUAAAAUUUCCUCUAUAAAACCCACCAUUUACACCAUUUGUUAGAACACAAAAAAAGAAAAUUAAUAAACAAUAAAUAUAUAUUUAUUGAUCAUCAUCAUCAUCAUCAUCAUCAUCAUCUAUCUGCAAUGGAAAAUCUUUACCUGUAUUUGUCACCAGUGAUUCUUGUAGCCUUGUACAGCAUAACAGUUCAUUUCCUGAACAAGCUGAGGAAUUUUCCCGCGAGCCCGUUUCCGUCGCUGCCGCUGAUCGGGCAUAUUUACAUGCUCAGGCAGCCUUUCCACCGGAGUUUGUCGGAGGUGUCGAGGAGAUACGGCCCGGCCUUGUUUCUGAAGCUGGGGUCGAGGCCCGUGCUUCUAAUCUCAUCUGCAUCUCUUGCAGAAGAGUGCUUGAGUAACAAGAACGACGUGGUCUUCGCCAACAGGCCGGAUCUUCUUAAUGGGAAGUACUUUGGGUAUAAUUACAGGAGUCUUUCAUGGGCUUCGUAUGGCGACCAUUGGAGGAACCUCAGGAGGAUUUCGUCGCUGGAGCUGCUGUCGAACAAGAGGUUGCAGAUGUUUUCUCACAUCAGAGGCGACGAGGCGAUGAGCAUGGUCCGGAAACUGUUUCAUGUCACUGAGAAAGAGAAUCUUGAAGUUAUUGGAGUGAAAUCAGCCCUUUUCGAGUACAUGUUUAAUGUCCUGACAAGAAUGAUCACAGGAAAGAGGUACUAUGGCAAGAACAUGGAGAAAUCUAAAGAAACCAAAUUACUCGAGGAAAUCACGACAGAGACAUCAAAGAUGGCAUUACAGACAACAGUGGUCGAUUUCUUGCCUAUCAUGCGGUGGUUCGGGUUCAAUGUUGAAAAGAAACUACGUUCGAUACAGAAGAAGAGAGAUAAGUUUAUGCAGCAAGUUGUAGAUGAGCAUCGAAUAAUCAUGCAAAGUAACGACAGGGAUAAUAAAUCUUCCCCUAUUAAGAGGAAACCGAUGGUCGAAGUGUUGCUCGAUUUGCAAAGAUCUGAACCUGAAUAUUACACAGAUGAAACCAUCAAGGAUCUUUUACUGGUGUUGCUGCAAGGAGGAGCUUCAACUUCAUCAAUUGCUCUAGAAUGGGCGUUCACCUUAUUGCUCCACAAUCCAGAAACCCUAGAAAAAGCUCGAGCCGAAAUUGACGCGCGCGUAGGGCACAAUCGAUUGAUUACCGAGGCGGACGUGGCGGAGCUGCCAUAUCUCCGGCAAAUCAUCCUCGAAACGAUGCGUCUGCAUCCUCCUGUCUCGAUUCUGAUGCCGCACCUCUCCUCCGCCGAUUGCACCGUCGGCGGUUACCGAAUCCCCGCCGGCACAGUGCUCCUGCUGAACAUUUGGGAAAUUCAUCACAGCGCGGAAUUGUGGGAUGAGCCGGAGAGAUUCCGGCCGGAGAGAUUUGAAGGUGUGGAGGGGAAGCGAGAAUUGGGGAUUAAGCUUCUACCAUUCGGAUUGGGGAGACGCGCGUGUCCAGGCGAGAAUUUGGCCAUGAUGAACAUCGGACUCGCCCUGGGAGCGCUGAUUCAGUGCUUCGAUUGGGAGAAAGCAGGGAAGAUCGACAUGAGCGAAGGCGCCGGCACGACGACUCCGAUGGUUCGGCCAUUGACGGCGAGGUGCAGACCUCGUUCGUUCAUUGGUGGUUUUCUGUAGAAGCUUUGUGAGUGAGAGUGAUAGAUUUUAAAUAUUACUACAGUAAUAAAAAGUUAAUCUAUGUAGGUAAAUAAAAUUAUGUAUGUGCAUAUAUAAUUUACCUGCUGUUGAACAAAUAAUUAAAUUAUAA